CUUCCCUCUCCCCUACCUUACCGCACCCCCUUUACUUUGGUAAUACUUUCAGACGACGCCAGCCUUGAACAUUGUAUUACCUGCCUGGUAGCAGCAUUUCUUGAAUAAUUCUUGCCCGCUUACCAGAGCAAUACUUACCGUUGCUCACUUGCCCCUCACCUCCACUGGCUUCUCCAGUCUUUCAGAGCAUUGCGCCACCAUUGCCUGCGUCUCGUCUGGGCUGGUCGCCAAACAGAACAAAGCACAUUCGGCAUCUUUCUCUUCCUGUGUUUCACGGGACUCUUCUUCAGCUCUUGUCCAAAACUUCCAUAACCCCAACGCCUCGGGACCUCGACAGACCAGAUCUAGCUACAUUUGUCGAAUAGACAUGUGUUAAGCAGGUCUCUUAUUUGAUCCCGACUCCUUUGAGGUCAGCAGGUUUCUGCAGGAGCUUUGGGCACCGAAUACGUACCCUACGAUUCACCAUUGCCGCCGUCGGAGCUUUGCCAUCGUAAAAGAGCAAAAAGUAACAGGCCGUCUUGGCCACACUGUCUUCACUUGGACACACCAAGACCUGAAGAAGAGGGGGAAAACCCUUCUUACUCUCAAGCAGCGACCCUGAUCGCCAAAUUGGGCUCGCGCCUAGUCGACAGCUGCCGGUAGCGACCACUGUUCUUGCUCCUGUCAUCACAUUAGAAAAUCCAGCGAGUGCCCGCUGGUUCGAUUGACCUUGCCGUCGUUGGAACUCUCGAAACAGCGCCGGUCCCUCCUUCCCCCGGGCCGACUCCCCUUCCAUCGCCAGACAAAGACACGACAUCCAUCACUUAGCCACCGGCAUCGUUUCAUCAGCCACUUGCCAACUUUCUAUCGUGUUUUUUUUUUACAAACAUCUUACCGCCGCUUCCAGCGCGACUACUGCCCCGUCGUAACCGCACUGUCCGUCGACAAUGCUCAACAUGUCUGGCAGUCACAUCGCGGGAAACCGCAAUAGCACCCCAGAGGCGAACACUACGCCCUCCCUCCGACCACCCUCCUCAAGAGCUAUUGGUACCAACAGUCACCUCAGGGCGUCUGCCGACAUGGCCGCACUCUCAAACUCGUCGCCCUCGAGCCGCAUCCGCCCCUCGUCCGACUUUUACGGUUCCCAGCAGGGCCAGGGUCACGGCAAUCCAGACACGGAUCCUCAAGAUAAGAUUGCGCAACAGUGGAUUGCCGAUAUUGACCAGUAUGAGACGACAUUGGAAGAAAUGGCCGCGGCCACUCUGGACCAGGACUUCAAGGAUGAGUUGAGCGCCAUUGAGCAGUGGUUCAGAGUUCUCAGCGAGGCCGAGCGCACUGCUGCUCUUUAUGCCUUGCUGCAACAGACUACCCAGGUUCAAAUUCGCUUCUUCAUCCAGGUCUUGCAACAGAUGGGCAAGAAUCACCCCAUGUCGGGCGUUCUGUCCCCAGCCAAUUUCGACAAAGACCCCAUGUCGAACCGCCUCAGCGAUGCUAUGAACAAGUUAAACGUCGACUCGUCGCGGAACUCUCUUGCUCGCCCCGCGAGCACUGCGACCGGCAAGCGGCAAUCUGGUCUCGACCCGUCCACCAUUAACGCCAUGUUCCCGGAUGCCGCUGCAGCCAUUGCUACCGAGAAAGCCAAGUUUACGCAACAGACCGGCAACCCUCCCUCAUCUAACCGUAACAGCGCCGUGGGUGAUUCCCGCCAACCCCUGGCUGCCCCGACCAUUGCCACCCCUGGUGACAACCACGAUUCCAAUAACCAGAACCAGUCAGGUCAGGGAUCCAAACCCCACGGUGGCCAGCCACCCAUGGGCCAAUUCGUUCAGCCGCCCCCGUCAGCUGGUUUGCGAUCCCCUCGUCCGCAAAUUUCGGGCAAUCAGAACAUUCAGAACACCACUUUGACAACCAGUGACAAGCCUGUAGACCUGCCCCUCCUCUCCCCUUACAACCCCAGUGGUGGCAACUGGGCUUCGAUGGUCAACACUCCGCUUGUAGCUAACUUCAACGCCAGCAACAGCGGCACGCAGGCGGACAUGGUCGCAAACGCUACAGCAAUGAAGUUGGCGGCAUUGUCAACUGUCAACAACCGCUUUGCCCUUGAUGAUGUCCGCAAGUAUCGCCGUGCCCGUUCCAACGACGCUCCGGGCGCUCCCGGCCAGCAAGGGAUGCCCCAGAACAAUCAGGGCGUCAAUUUCCCCGGUGCCAAUGUCGUCAUGAUCAACGAGCAUGGUCAGGUUCUCAGCCGCGAGCAGAUGCUUGCUCUGCAGGCUCAGAACAUCGGCUUUGGCCAGCAUCGGUCUAGGCCCAGUUCCCCUGGCAUCGCAAUGCAGCCCGGCGGCGGCUUUGGGCCUAUGGCUUUUGCAUCGCCUCAAAACAACGGUUUUCUGAGUGCCUACGACGGCGCUUCUCCACUCCUCAACAGCGGUAUUCCUUCCGUGAAUGUGGGCCAGUUGGGCAUGGGCAACCAUGAGGGCUAUUUGUCGGAUCACUCUGACAUGGUUCGCGGCCGCUCCCCCCGUGGACGGAGAGGCAGCUCAAAGCCGCCUGAAGAUCCAACGGACCCAACCUUGUUGCAGGAUAUCCCAAGCUGGCUGAGAAGCUUGCGGUUGCACAAGUACACUGAGAACCUGAAGGACAUGAAGUGGCAUGAGUUGAUCGAGCUUGAUGACAAGGCCCUGGAAGACCGUGGGGUCAACGCUCUUGGAGCUAGGCGGAAGAUGCUGAAGGUUUUUGAGCAAGUCAAGGAGGCCAAGGCUGAAGGCAAAAUUGCUUGAGAUCGGUUCUUCAAACCGACGCCAAGGGAUAUCGGGUGUUCGUAAUGUACCCACUGUAUCAGUCAUACGGGGCACGCAUGGACCCCGGGUGGCUGUUGAUGAGUGGAUGGGAAGAAUUAGCGGGAUGGACAGUUGGAAACUGCGGGGUGUUUACUCGUGAUGAAGUAAAACGGUAAGAAAAGGAUGCAGAGGGUUGGUUUGGACUCGUUUCGUGCUUCUGUACAUAUA
Messenger RNA from Colletotrichum destructivum, 2984 nucleotides. Its product is annotated as Putative sterile alpha motif domain-containing protein. Gene Ontology annotation, cellular component: P-body. NCBI's taxonomy places the organism in Eukaryota, Fungi, Ascomycota, Sordariomycetes, Glomerellales, Glomerellaceae. The transcript has 3 exons. Gene Ontology annotation, biological process: regulation of mRNA stability; nuclear-transcribed mRNA poly(A) tail shortening. Gene Ontology annotation, molecular function: mRNA binding; protein binding. The record is from RefSeq and is a predicted model, not a curated record. The coding region runs from base 927 to 2756 and encodes 609 amino acids.